AUGGAUGGGGAAACUGAAGCUGUGGUGAAACAAUUUGAUUUUGUUUUGAAGGAACUAACUUUCAAUUCGAGACCAAUUAUAACCACAUUAACUAAGAUGGCAGAAGAAAAUAUAUCAUGUGCAAAAUAUUUUGUUGAGAUUUUAGAGAAUAGAAUUGAUAAAUGUGUACCAAGCCAAAAAUUAUUUGCAUUUUAUGCUUUGGAUUCAAUAUGUAAAAAUGCUGGUUCUCCAUAUACAAUUUUUUUCAGUAAGAAUUUAUUUAAACUUUAUAAAAAAACAUAUUUAAUUGUCAAUAAUCAAGUCAGAACAAAAUUGAUCAGUCUCUUUAAGUCAUGGCUACAGCCAACAAAAGCAACUGGGGAGCCGGUUUUUGAUAAGACAACCCUUAAUGUAAUUGAAAAUUUCCUUGUUAAAGCAAGUGCAUUACAUCAAAAGAAUCUCGAGUCAAUGUUACCAACACCCACUAUACCUUUGCUAUUUAAAGAAAUUGAUAAAUUAACUGCCUUAAGUAAUGAAAGGAUAAAAGAUCUAAAAGACAACAAUAAUGUAAAUUCAGAAGACUAUAAUAAACUUUUAGCAAAACUGGAAGUUUUAAAGCAACUAAGAUUAGUGUUGGCAAAGGAAAAAUUGUCUGGUAAUGCCUUGAAACAAGUACAGUUACAAUUAAAACAGGUUUUUGCACAAGAUCAACAAUAUUUGCAAGAGAAACAUAGAAUACAACAACAGCAGCAAUUGCACCAGCAACAACAAGGAGCAGAGAGAGAACAAUCACAGUCAUUUAUUUCUAAUGAAAAUUAUUCUUUUAAUACAACUUCAAAUAUAGCCGGAGCAUCCCAUAGCGGUACCUCAAUAAUCCCUCUAUUUAAUAAUAAUAAGAAUAGUGAUCGUAUUAGCAAUCUUAAUAAGGAUUUGAAUUUACAAAAUUCAAGUGAGUCCUCCACAACAUUUUCUACAUUAUUUGGUCCAAACUCUUUGUCAACAACUGCUUCUUCUUUAAAUUAUGGCAUAAGCUCAGGUUUGAAUUUCACUCAGCCAAAUAGCAACAACACUAAUAAUGUGACAGAUUUUUUGGAAUUAGGGAAACAAAGUAAAUUAAAUAAGUUACAAAAUCUGUAUGAUUCAUUAAGUAAAGAAAACCUUCUAUAUAUCCCUUCCAAAAAUUCUAUCGUUACUUUAUUCGAUAAAUUGAAUAGCAUAAGGAAUGUUGAUGGUAGUGAUAGUAUAAAUAGUGAUAUUGAGAAAUUGAGUCAAAAGUUACCGUCAAUCUCAACAUUGUUAAAUAUUUUAAAUGAUUUUCACGCACUUAUGAUCGUAAAUAAUAUUAAUCUUGAUAACGCACCAAAAUUACAGCUAACGCAAGAAAAUAUCCUUAGUAAUGAAACUUCAAAGAUAGUAAUGGACAAUUUUAUUCAUUUAAUUUAUCGUGGUAAACCAAAUAAAUGUAGUACAUGUGGUAAGAGAUAUGGAAAUACACCUCAUGAGAAGAUGUUACAAUGUUAUCAUUUGGAUUGGCAUUUUAGAAUUAAUCGGAGACUCAAGGGUACCUCAUAUAAUGCAGAUGAUAAUAAUUCAACAACAUUUGUUGCCACACAAAGAAAUAUACAGUCAAGGAAUUGGUAUAUCCCAGAUUUACAAUGGGUGGGAUUUAAGGAUGAUGAAAUUGUAUCCACAAGAUUUAAUAAUGACUCUAAGAGCACGACUGAUAUUGGUGAAGAAAAUAGGAAAAGAAAUUUUGGUGAGGACACAGUUGGAGGUAAAAGAAAGAAACGCUCUGAAGAAAAUAUGAGUAGUCCUCAAAAAAUUGGUGGAAAUAUUAACAGUGCAGAAGAUACUAUGGAUUUAUCAGCAGAUUUACAUGAACACUAUGUUAUUGUUCCAGAAACUAUGGUUGAUAAUUCAUAUAAAUGUUCAAUAUGUCAAGAAGAGGUUACUAGUAUAUAUGAUGAUGAUAUUGGUGAGUGGAUCUGGAAGAAUACUAUUCAAGUGGAUGGUAAGUACUACCAUGCCACUUGUUAUAAAGAAACUAAAAAUAUAUAG
This is a messenger RNA of Arxiozyma heterogenica, 2037 nucleotides long. RefSeq names its product Pcf11p (gene PCF11). NCBI's taxonomy places the organism in Eukaryota, Fungi, Ascomycota, Saccharomycetes, Saccharomycetales, Saccharomycetaceae. Gene Ontology annotation, biological process: termination of RNA polymerase II transcription. Gene Ontology annotation, molecular function: RNA polymerase II complex binding; mRNA binding. The coding region runs from base 1 to 2037 and encodes 678 amino acids. The record is from RefSeq and is a predicted model, not a curated record. Gene Ontology annotation, cellular component: mRNA cleavage factor complex; cytoplasm. The transcript has a single exon.